Messenger RNA from Daphnia carinata, 953 nucleotides. RefSeq lists its product as uncharacterized. The coding region runs from base 105 to 668 and encodes 187 amino acids. Gene Ontology annotation, cellular component: nucleus. NCBI's taxonomy places the organism in Eukaryota, Metazoa, Arthropoda, Branchiopoda, Diplostraca, Daphniidae. The record is from RefSeq and is a predicted model, not a curated record. The transcript has a single exon. Gene Ontology annotation, biological process: negative regulation of DNA-templated transcription; negative regulation of circadian rhythm.
UGCAUUGUUGUUUUAAAGCAGAUGUUGCCUCACUCGUUAUCCUCUAACUUGUCAAACGUGCUUUAAAAAGUUGAAAACGUGAGUAGCUUACGUAUAAAACAAAGAUGUUUUCUCACGUUAUGGCUAACAGAGAAGAAAUGGAAUCUUUCAAUAUCAACUCUCAAACAAAGCUUGCUCAAACAAGUUCAAUUGCACAGCAUUUGAAAAGCGCAAACAAGCGUCAGUCAAGACCUGAUUACGUAGUUAUUGAAACUUUGCCGUCAAAACGAUAUAAGAAAGAUAUUUUUCCUGAGUCUGAAGAUGUUUUUGAAACAUCGUCAAUAAAUUCGUUUGAUCCAUAUCUUAGCUGCUCUUCUCACACUUCAAAUAUUUCAUCUUCCAAUCAGUCUCAACCUCAGCAACAAAACCAACAACAGGAGUACUCAAAUGACGAAGCACUUGGCAACAGCAAUAAACAGCGUUUGUCGAGGACAACUGAAAUGUUAAAGGAGAGUGGGCUUUAUGAUGUGGCAGUGCGAACAGCUGCAUUGAUUCGAGAAAAUCAGCAAAGCCAUAGAGAUUUGGAAAAUCUAAAAGAGGAAACAAAACUCUUUUUGAAAGAUCUCCUGAACAAUCCAGAAAAUAAGAAAAUCAGUCACAUUUUCAAUGGUUUGCAGCAGGGCCAGUAAACCUAAUAACAUCUAAAAACUGUUAAUAGCUCAUGAGUCAUUUGUUUCAAGUCCAUUUUUUGUAACAGAGAUACUAUGUGUCUAACAUCAUCGGCCCUAGUAAAUGUGUCACAUCUCAAUUCAACAGUCAUCUCCAAAGAUGUUCCAGCACAACACUUUACAAUAUCAAAAGUAUUUCAUGGUGUCGUCCUGGUAGUGCAUCUGCAGUAAUUAUAGCUCUCUGUAAAUUGUGGUUGCAAUUUCAACAAAUCGUUUCCUUGAGAACUAGUCUGUGUAAUUGUUUUA